UCUUCUCUCCAUAACAUAGUGCAAGUUCUUGUUCUUUCUUUUUGUCAACAUGGGCAAUCUUGCUGCAAAAUCAAGAAUCUUGUGCUCUCUAAUUGCAAUAGCACUUGCUGUACUUUUCACCAAAUUUGCAUGCCCUGACCUCCUUAAACAUGUCUCUUUGUCGCCCACUUCAGUCAUCCUCCCUCUACUCUUACUUGCAUGCCUGUUUACCUUCAGUUUUAACCACCCAACAAAUCUCCCUCCUGGCCCUUUUUCAAUCCCAAUAUUUGGCAACUGGCUUCAAGUUGGCAACGACCUUAACCACAGGCUUCUAGCAUCCAUGUCACAGUCCUAUGGUUCUAUAUUCCUACUAAAACUUGGUUCUAAAAAUUUAGCUGUUGUCUCAGACCCUGAGCUAGCCACCCAAGUUCUACACACACAGGGUGUAGAAUUCGGGUCUCGCCCACGUAAUGUUGUGUUCGAUAUUUUCACGGGCAAUGGCCAGGACAUGGUGUUCACAAUUUACGGUGAUCACUGGCGAAAAAUGCGUAGGAUUAUGACACUGCCCUUCUUCACUAACAAAGUGGUGCAUCAUUAUAGCAAUAUGUGGAAGCAAGAAAUGGAUUUAGUGGUGAGGGACCUGAGAGAUAAUGACAAGGUUUCAGGACAAGGAAUUGUUAUCAGGAAACGCUUGCAGCUGAUGCUUUAUAACAUUGUGUAUGGAAUGAUGUUUGAUGCAAGGUUUCAGUCACAGGAUGACCCACUAUUUAUUGAGGCUACAAGGUUUAAUUCUGAGAGGAGUCGGCUGGCUCAGAGUUUUGAGUAUAAUUAUGGAGAUUUUAUUCCUUUGCUUAGACCUUUCUUGAGAGGAUACUUGAAAAAGUGCAGGGAUUUGCAGCAGAGGAGGCUUGCUUUCUUCAACAACAAUUUUGUUCAGAGAAGAAGGAAGAUAAUGGCUGCAAAUGGAGAUAAACAUAAGAUAAGUUGUGCAAUUGAUCAUAUAAUAGAUGCUGAAAUGAAAGGAGAGAUAAAUGAAGAGAAUGUGUUGUAUAUAGUGGAGAACAUUAACGUUGCUGCAAUAGAGACAACAUUAUGGUCUAUGGAGUGGGCUAUAGCUGAGCUGGUGAACAACCCAACCGUUCAACAGAAGAUCAGAGAUGAAAUCUCAAUCGUCCUAAAGGGAAAUCGAAUCACAGAAUCAAACCUACAUGAAUUACCUUACUUACAAGCCACAGUAAAAGAAACAUUAAGAUUGCAUACCCCAAUUCCCUUACUAGUACCCCAUAUGAACCUUGAAGAAGCAAAAAUAGGGGGCUUUACCAUUCCUAAAGAGUCCAAGGUGGUGGUCAAUGCGUGGUGGCUGGCUAAUAACCCUGAAUGGUGGAAGAACCCGGAGCAGUUCCGGCCAGAGCGAUUCUUGGAAGAAGAACUCCAGACGGAAGCUGUUGCUGGCGGAAAAGUCGACUUCCGGUACUUACCUUUCGGUAUGGGCAGGCGGAGCUGCCCAGGCAUCAUACUAGCAUUGCCAAUUCUAGGACUUGUGAUUGCUAAGUUAGUGUCAAAUUUUGAGAUGAAGGCUCCAAUUGGGACAGGGAAGAUUGAUGUGAGUGAGAAGGGAGGUCAAUUCAGCUUGCACAUAGCUAACCACUCCACAGUUGUUUUUCAUCCAAUCCAUGCAUGAUUUCAUCUUUGGCGUUGCCUUUACUCUGUAUAGUGGAUUGGAUAUUGCAAAAAUCAAAUAAAAUUUUGAAUGAUUAUAAGAUUGCUUCAUGUUAUUACAA
Messenger RNA from Ricinus communis (castor bean), 1760 nucleotides. RefSeq names its product cytochrome P450 CYP73A100. The transcript is spliced from 2 exons. Lineage: Eukaryota; Viridiplantae; Streptophyta; Magnoliopsida; Malpighiales; Euphorbiaceae. The record is from RefSeq and is a predicted model, not a curated record. Bases 50 to 1660 code for a protein of 536 amino acids. Gene Ontology annotation, molecular function: oxidoreductase activity, acting on paired donors, with incorporation or reduction of molecular oxygen; iron ion binding; monooxygenase activity.